Molecule: messenger RNA, 613 nt
Organism: Lasiosphaeria miniovina
Lineage: Eukaryota; Fungi; Ascomycota; Sordariomycetes; Sordariales; Lasiosphaeriaceae
Exons: 1
Coding region: 191-391 (66 amino acids)
Source: RefSeq, a predicted model, not a curated record
CUCGGGCCUGACCUGGCUGCGCCAGUUCGCGAGCAUCGGCGGGAACAGGCCCGAGCAGUUCCGCUGCGACGCCCAGGCGCUGCACUGGUACGGCGAUGCCAGUUUGGGCAGUGGCGCGGACCAGGCGCGGCUGUUUAUUGACUAUGUCGGCCGCGCGCAUGGUACUGUGAACGACAUCUUCCAUCGGGAUAUGGAUUUGUGGAUCACCGAGUUCGCGCCCGAGCCAAAGGAGAACCCGGAUGUCAUGGCCGACUUCCUCCAGGUCGCCAUGCCCUGGCUCGACGCCCAGCCCUACGUCGCCCGCUAUAGCCCGUUCAAGGCCGAGUUCAUGCUCGACGGCAACCGGAACCUGAAUGCGGCUGGCAAUGUCUUCAUCUUUGGCCACAGGUAAAGGGGCUCUUUGGGGGGGGGUUUACUCUGGCUGUCUCUACCCGCUUCGUUCAUCUCUUCGUUGUGUAUCUAGACGGAACAUUCGGACUCGGGUUUUCUUUGGCUUUGUAUAUAUGGGGAGAUUGGAUUUGGGACUUUUAUUUUCAUCCUGUACCAUAUUUGAUACUUUUUUAGAGUUGCUUGUUUGUUUGUUCUGUAACGCUGGUUCAGGGCUAGAUGUACC